Molecule: messenger RNA, 444 nt
Organism: Ostreobium quekettii
Lineage: Eukaryota; Viridiplantae; Chlorophyta; Ulvophyceae; Bryopsidales; Ostreobiaceae
Source: the annotation of a GenBank genome assembly
AUGUUGAAAGGAAGCAAUCUCCUGGCUGGUCUCUACCACCAAAUGGAGGCGGCUGCAGCAGACGAGAGGAUCAGGAAGAUACUGCAGAAGAGGCCGCAAGCCAGGGGAAAAGCAGACAUACAGGAGCUGAUCGAAAGGACAGAAGAUGUUCCCUUGUUGUGCCACAGCGGGCCUGCAAUGCACACCGACCUCUGCCAUGUGCUGAAGGCCAAGGUGCUUCGGGACUCAGAGGCUCUGAAGUUGAGACCGGGCAAUGGAGGGGAAGCUUUCUACCUGCGAUGCACAACAGCAGCUGAUGACAUCCAUCAGUUUUCACAGGUUGUCUCUGGAAAAUUGAGGAUGUCAUGCCUGGACAGAGGUCCUUUGGAGACUGAAUUGGGAGAGCCAAGGAGGGCGAAGGGGAGCUCCAAGAACAAGGAAGGCUUCGAGGGGUGGAGUGACUGA